AUGACGUCUGAUUCCACUCCUUCGAAAGGCGGGGGCUUAUCGCUCUAUGCCAAUCUACUCGACCCGUCCGCCGAUACCUCCUCACCCGGAACUAUUUCACGCGCUCCAGUCGUCUUCAAAAAGGCCGACGAAGGCGAGCCGCAGAAUGAUGAAUCCACUGCCAAGAAGCAGCAGCUAGCUGCCUCUCUUCGAUUCCAACCUACCAAAAGACCACAGCUUUCGGCCCAAAAGCCAAAAGCGAAACCGGGCCUUCCAAAGGCUGCCCCCGUGCCUCCUCCAGCGGCAGCGGUCCCUGCCGCCAAGACGACUCUUGCGGACUGGGCGGGCACCGAGGAUGACGAUGUUAAUGGAUUCUACAUGGGCGAGAAGAGGCAGCGAGGGGGCCGCAAGAAGCGCAAGAAGAACCGUGAACCGCAGGAGUUUAUACAGAACUGGGAUGAUAUCUAUGACCCGUCCCGGCCGAAUAAUUACGAAGAAUACAAGCAUAGCGAUGAACAGAUUGCGGAGGUCCGAGAGUGGAAGGAUCGUCUGUAUUCGCAUCGCAUGGUGCAGUCUCCGACCAGGGAUUCGGACAGUGAGGAGGAAUAUUCAAGGCCGAUGAAUCGCAAAUUUGCUCCCCCGAGCAGCUUCGCACCACCGCCAAAUCUCAACGAUAGCUCAAAGCCGCCUGCUUCAGUUCCUGAUGACGCUUCCGGGGAAGAUGCAUAUGCCCGGCGUUUACGAAUGGCCACAAACUCGGGUGAUAUGCCGAUGUCAGAUCAAAUCCCCCCUCCUCCCGAAGAACCACCUGCUCCGAUUCCAGAUGAUCCUACCGGAGGAGAUGCUUACGCGCGUCGUGCUCAAUUGUCUACGGGAAAUCAACCUCCACCGCCACCUUCUCGACCUCUGGAUUCAGUCCAGCCAUCCUCUGCGACCAUAUCCCGUGCUCCAGUCCGUUACACACUACCUCCACCCCCAGAAGAUAUCCCGGCCUCGGAAGCAGAACUCGAAGAAGUGUUUGCGAAGGAGCAGCCUGCUGAGGAAGAAGAGGAAGGAGAUGGCCAGCGCUCGCUUCGUCCCGGCCAGAAAGGAUUUGCAGAGCGACUGCUCUCAAAGUACGGCUGGACGAAAGGGUCUGGCUUGGGUGCAUCUGGAACGGGUAUUGUCAAUCCGUUGCAGGUUAAAGUUGAAAAGCAAAAGAAGCGGCCAGAUUCGGAAGGUGGUGGUUUUGCUACUCCCGCUGGUAGGGGUAAGAUUAUCGGUGGCGCGAAGAAGGCAGUUGACGAUGGGGGUAAAUUCGGUCACAUGAGCGACGUUAUUGUUCUAAAGGGCAUGCUCGACGGAAUGGAUGUGGAUGCAGAAUUGCAGGGAGACCAGGAUGGUGGAUUGAUGCAGGAGAUCGGAGAAGAAUGCUCGGAAAAGUAUGGCCGUGUUGAGCGCGUCUUUAUCUCCCGCGAAUCUGGUACUCCAGUGCCAGUUUUUGUCAAAUUCACGAACCAACUAUCUGCUCUACGGGCCGUCAAUGCUCUCGAAGGUCGAAUAUUCAACGGUAACAAGAUCACAGCUCGAUUCUUCGACACCGAGAAGUUUGAGCAGGGAAUAUAUGAAGAUAAAUAA
Molecule: messenger RNA, 1596 nt
Organism: Aspergillus wentii DTO 134E9
Lineage: Eukaryota; Fungi; Ascomycota; Eurotiomycetes; Eurotiales; Aspergillaceae
Product: putative G-patch DNA repair protein (Drt111)
Exons: 5
Coding region: 1-1596 (531 amino acids)
Biological process (GO): mRNA cis splicing, via spliceosome
Cellular component (GO): precatalytic spliceosome
Molecular function (GO): RNA binding
Source: RefSeq, a predicted model, not a curated record